Messenger RNA from Oppia nitens, 783 nucleotides. Its product is annotated as carbonic anhydrase 1-like. Gene Ontology annotation, molecular function: zinc ion binding; carbonate dehydratase activity. The record is from RefSeq and is a predicted model, not a curated record. Lineage: Eukaryota; Metazoa; Arthropoda; Arachnida; Sarcoptiformes; Oppiidae. The annotation marks the transcript as partial. The transcript is spliced from 5 exons.
AAACGUGACAAAUAUUUUAAAACUUUUGAUAUCUUAAAAUCCUGUUCGACAAAAAAUAAAUAUCAAACACCUAUUGAUAUUCAGACCAAUACUGCUAAAUAUGACAAUAAUUUGAAGAAAAUUGAAUAUAAAAACUGGGAUCAAGACAUUGACAGCAAAUAUUUACAAUUAAAAAAUCUUGGACACAACGGUCGACUGCAAAUACUUCCCGAUUACAAAAACAAACCGUUUGUCACGUUUCGCAAUCAAAUCUAUGAACUAAUUGAAGUUCACUUUCAUUGGGGUUUAACUGAUAAAAAUGGUAGUAAUCAUGCAAUUAAUGGAAAAUUUUAUGCAUCGGAGAUUCAUUUGGUUGGAAAAAAUAUAAAGUAUCCGACUCUUGACAUAGCAUUGGAACAAAAUGAUGGAGUUUUAGGAAUAACUGGGUUUUUUGACCUGGAUCAUACACAUAAUAAAGUUAUGGCACCCAUUAUGAAACAGUGGCACCAAAUUCAGAAAGUCGAGUCAAUGGUUCCGUUCAAUAGUAGCUUUAAUUUUGCUAAAUUACUGCCCGAAAACCCUAAAAGCUAUUAUUAUUACGUGGGAUCUACUGCUUAUCCGAAAUGUGGUCCAACACAGUGGGUUAUAUUCAAACAAACUACUAAACCAGGACUGUCUCACUAUGAGUUAUCAACAUUCCGUACCAUAGAUGACAACCCGUUUAACGGUAAGACACCAAAGGUUUUGCAAAAUAGAAGACAUUUGCAGCCAUUGAACGGGCGAUCCAUUUGGAGUUCAGAUUAA